UAUUAACGCUAUUCAUUCAUCCCUAUAUAAAUUACUCGCUCUCAAAUCAAACCCUAACCCUGCGACUCUCUUCCCAAAAUAGAAUAAACCCUAAUUCUCUCUCUCUCUCUCUCUCUCGCAUUCUCGUCUGAUCUAUCGAAAUUUCGCUCUAUCUCAGCUUUGAUUUCCACAAGCUCUGAAGAUGGGUGGUGAUUCCUUUCGGUUUCCUGGCUGGGGUUCAACUCACUCUUGUGGGAAUUCGUCUGGAAGUCCAUUUUAUUCCCAAUCGUUCUUGGAGCAUGAAUGGCGCAACAACAACGUUUCUGCUCCCAAUCUCUGCAGGUGCGGUCAAAAUGGUUUGUUUGGAGCAGCGCAAUCUUCUUGGCCGUUUCCUCCUUUUGGAGUACCUUAUACUCCUGAUCUCAGUCUCUCAUUGUCACCAAUUGCUGGUUUCUGGAUGUUUGUUCCCUUUAGUUCGACAUGCAUCCCAGCCUUUGCCUCUGCUAGCACACCAGCUUUUGGUGCAACAGGCUUUGCGCCCUUUGCUAGAACAACAAGUCCUAUGUUCGGAAGCAGAGGAGAUGGGUCUUAUGGUGGAUCAUUUGGAGCUUCAAACACCCCGGCUUUUGGUUCAUCUAGCUCCACCGUCGGUACUUCAAGCAACCAAGCUUUUGGUGCUUCAAGUACUACUGGUUUUGGUUCAUUUAGUAGUACACAACCUUUGAGCUCUUCACCAACUUCUGCAUUUGCCCAAUCAAGUUCCAGAUUCAGUAGCAGCCCAUUUGGUGCUUCGUCUCCUUUUGGAUCACAGUGUUUUCCAUUUGUAGGUCAAUCAACAACAAUUGGGAACACCAGGCAGUCAGCUUUUGGUGGCCAACAACACAAUGGUAGUAGCGUGGCUUCAUACACUGCAACUCUUGCAGUUGAUGAUAGUAGGAAAGUGGAGUCAAUAUCUGCAAUGCCAGUAUAUAAAGACAAAAGUCAUGAAGAACUCCGUGUGGAAGAUUAUAAAUUGGGGAAAGGUGUUCAAUUUCCUGCCGGUGGGAGUACCAUUGACAUUUCUACCUCACAGCCGAAUCGUUUGCAUCCUGCACCAUCACUUCUUCAACCAUCUUCAAGUCCCUUUAGUACCUCUACUUCGUCUAAUAUAUCUGCUCCAGAAACCCUAUCAUUCACUUCUCAAGGCAUUGUUUUUACACCACCAUCUCCUUCAGUUUUUCGACAAACAUCAUCUCUGUCUCCAUUAAGUUCAUCAACCUCAUCUGGAUUUUCAUGUCUUGCUCCUGCUCAAACAUCAAAUUCUGCGCCUCCAGCUAUGCAGAUAUGUAUUGGACGAAGUGCCACUCCCUUUGGGCAGAAGAAUACUCCAUUUAGGAGCUCCUCUGAGGCUAGUUCUACAAGCAACCCAAUUUCUUUUGGUCAAGCUACUCCUUUGUUCGUGUCAUCUCAGCCUCUUCAGAGUAGUGGUUCUGUCUUCAACAUUGUUAGUCAAAAUCAGCAAGGCAACCCAGGUGGUUCGACAGGAAUUCUUGGUCAGAAUGGGUUUGAAAGCUUUUCAUCAACCCCUGCGUUUGGUCAAUUAAGUUAUAUGUCCAGUUGCUGCCAGUUAUGCGCUUCAUGUGGAGCUCAAUCAACAACUGGAAACAUUGCUCUGGGGAAGCCAGUUUCUGAGGGUCGGCAUCAGGGAAGUGGUGUACCUACAACUGUAACAAACACUGCUUAUGGUGAACCGGAUGAAAAAAUCCACUCAAUAUCGUCAAUGCCAAUUUAUGGAGACAGAUCUCACGAGGAAAUGAGAUGGCAGAAUUAUCAAUUGGGGGAUAAAGGUGGACCGGCUCUUGGUGGUGUGACUCACUUUCACUUGCUUACCAAGAAACCUGCACCGACAUUUGCUCAAACAUCAUUGAGUCUGUCCAAUACCUCUACUGUAUCUAAUAUAUCUGCUCCGCAAAAUCCAUCCAUUACUGCUGCGGGCUUUGGAGCCUCAUCCACACCCAAUCUUUUUGCAUCUUCAUCAUCAACUGCUUCAUUAUUUGGACCAAUUCCAUCUCCGUCCUUUUCUAGUUCAUCAGCUGCACCAGCAUCUACAUUUGCAUUUCCUUCUCCAGCUCCAGCAACAACUUCGACAUGCAAUCAUGGCCUAUUCGGUUGCAUGCCGUCUGUUGCACAAACAGGUACCACUAACGCCGUGCAAACUAACUUCCUCUAGUGGGUCUACAACACCCCUUCCACUAGAGGUUAGUGCCACAUACAAACAGCUGUAUCAAUCUUUUUCUUCAAUCGAAGGAAAAGAGUAGGCUACAGAUAUCAUUGCAAGAAAUUCGAGAAUGCAUAAUCGUGAGAAAAAUGAUCGAAAGGGCUUGUUAGGAUGCCAGAUGGCAUCAUCUUGUGGUGACAGUUAGAGUUGAGCACGAGUAUAAAUAGUACAUUGUAAGAGAAGGAAGGGGGUUAAUGAAAUGAUAUUGUUGUUCUGUUACUAUCUCUCUGUGCAAUUGUAGAUGUGGAGCUAGGUUCUAACAGGGCUCUUCUUCUUCGUCUUCCUUUUCAUGGUGAUAGGCGCGCAGUCAAAACAAGCAAACGAGGAUUGAAUUUGAAGAAGAAACAAGUCUAGCAAAAUCUACAUCCUACAAAUAGCAUUACUUAGGUGUUUUGUUUGUUUAAUAGAAUUGAUGUAACUAGUUUGGAAUUGUGACCAAAACCAAAUUGAAAAUUUGCAGUUCUUUUUCUUUCAGUACAAUUUCUGUUCAGGU
Messenger RNA from Malus domestica (apple), 2729 nucleotides. RefSeq names its product nuclear pore complex protein NUP98A-like. Gene Ontology annotation, molecular function: structural constituent of nuclear pore; RNA binding. The record is from RefSeq and is a predicted model, not a curated record. Lineage: Eukaryota; Viridiplantae; Streptophyta; Magnoliopsida; Rosales; Rosaceae. Gene Ontology annotation, cellular component: nuclear pore cytoplasmic filaments; nuclear pore. Gene Ontology annotation, biological process: telomere tethering at nuclear periphery; post-transcriptional tethering of RNA polymerase II gene DNA at nuclear periphery; RNA export from nucleus.